CGCACCGGAUUAAAUCGCACGCCCAACUUGCUAUCAUUUAUUAUCAUUUAUGUUUAUCUCUCUUGGCGAAUCUGAACUACUUACUGACAACAGAUAAUUCGUCAGGUAGCAGAAAAUAUACUCAGGUAUAGGUCAAAGGUGAAACUGCCAAGCGGGAGUCGAGAGACCGAAGAAAAGAGAGAUAGAAGCGUUUACCAACUUCGGUACUUUCAUAACUCCAAAGAAAACAACAACAUGGACUCAACCUCCAGUCAGGACCAACCUCUUGGAUUGCAAGGUCCGAUGAAUAUAGCACAGGACAUCCAUAUCUGCGGGAUAUGUAAACACCAGUUCACAGACAUUGAGGUAUUCCUCGCUCACAAACGCAGCUGUACCCCGCCGAACGUCCGCGUUUCUGUCGAGAGUUUGUUGCAGCAAGUACCGACCAUCGCCACAACUCCGGUCAGCCUCACGCAAAACUUUACCAUAACGAACAACCUGCCACCAGCUGGUAGUGAGACCCUUUCUACUGCAGGUAGUACAGUACCUACAAUAUAUCUCACUACCACGAAUGGGACAAAUCACUCGCCGGCAAAUGUGGUAUCGUCAGCAAAAACCCCAGCACGGACUAAACCGGCUGUCGAGAAGAAGUUCAAAUGCCAGUACGAGGGCUGUUCGUUCACGACGGCGUACAACAAGGACUUGGAUCGGCACGUGAGGUCACACACAGGUUGUAAACCCUUUUCGUGUAGCGUCUGUCAGAAGGCUUUCAAUCGCAGGGACAAGUUAAAACAGCACCUGAGGGUACAUAGCGGGGAGAAGCCAUAUGCCUGUUCACGGUGCAGCUACGCUGCAGCAGAUAGCAGCAGCCUUAAGAAGCACGUAAGAACUCACACAAACGAGCGACCGUUCAAGUGCCAAAUCUGUCCGUACGCGAGUCGGAAUUCAAGCCAGCUGAUCGUUCAUUUGCGUUCGCACACAGGAGACUGCCCCUUCCACUGCCAGUUGUGCGAGGCUAAGUUUAAGAUAAAAUCUGACCUCAAGCGACACAUGAGGACACACACGGGGGAUAAACCGUAUAAAUGUGACCUUUGUGACUACCGCUGCGCCAUGAAAGGCAAUCUGAAGGUUCACGUACGGAACAACCACGGUCCGUGCACGCUCUCCUGUCCGCAAUGUCCGCAGACAUUCCAGAACAAAGCCCAGCUUCGUGCGCACUUAAAGACACACCAAGAGGUAAGGACGGAAACAUCCUCCCUUUCCGUCUCCGAGAAAACGACCUCCAAAGAGCACCAGAGGGAAAGACUCUUCAAAUGCCAGUAUUGUAGCUUUGAGUCAAGACAUGCUGCAAAUGUGAGAAAUCAUACUAAGAAGCACCACGGGGACACAGCAAGACAUAGUCAGAACAAGGGGCAGGGGAAAAACAGCACAGAGUCUAACAAUGUCAAACAGGUGAAGACAAGACAAGGAAGUGCCAACCUCUUAAGAUGGGGGAGUAAGAAGCCGUUCUCUUGCAGCAUCUGUAAGGAGUCGUUUGUGAGAGAAGACUCCUUGAGGAGCCACAUGAACCAGCACAAGGAGGUGCAGGACACACUACAGACCACAGCUCUGGCUGUGUUAAAGCUACAGGAGGUACCAUCGCAAGGCAGGGGUGGGCAGGGUAGGGGAGAAGAGGAGGAGUCUAGGGAGACUGAGGAAGGCUCUGAAAACACACAGCCCUGCUCUAAAGAUUCCAGAGGUUUGUCCUUUGUCACCACAUCAGGCAGCAGCCGCAUGUCCGUCCCUGAGAACGAGCCAGCUGUGACAGUCCAGCCAGCGAACACUGUCACCAUCCUCACACCUGAUGGAGCAACAGAGAUUGUAUAUCCAGUCAUGACUACCUACAUGGAGCAAGAUACCCCACUGAUAACCCUGGACAAGAGAACAAUAGGCAUCAGUAAUGAGCAUCUCCCUCCCAGGAUAGAGAGCUCCCAGCUGCUCUCAGCACCUCUAACCGGACCUGGCAUGGAGAACACCUAUCAACUCAUACAGGUGGAGACUGUACCUGUCACUAAGGCGGAUGAGAACGUACCACGAACCAGCCACUCCACCCUGCCUCACAGCAGCAGCUCAGGACAGACUACAGUGGAGAGACUACAGCUAUCUGCCUCUUCUUCUGAUGCUGACUAUGUUCAGACAAGUACAAGACCGCUGGUCACGAGGACUACAGGUUUUGUGCCACCUCCCCAUGGCCAGUCCUUUGUCACCACCCCCAGCACGUCAGAGAGUUCUGUUUUACAACAACAGGAGAUUGUAACAAGUAGACAGAUGAGUGAGGUCAACAACCUGAUAUUACGACCCUCUGACAUCAACAGGUCCAUCUCUACAACUAGUGUGCAUGAUCAGGGGGUGCCAAAUGUCAUGACGAUUGGUCAGCAGUUCUCGGAGUCUAUCGGUGGUCAUCCACGGAAUGGCGGUCACUCCGUGAUGUACACGCCCGCCUUGAGCUCCGUGAUCACGGCGCCAGUUUUUACACACGUUCCCAACUUCCAGUCACACAUUGGUACAGAGCACUCGAGAACAACAAGGUUUGUGGAACCCAGUCAGACAAGACCGCCACACACAGACUUGGACAUCUUUCACUCGGGGCUUGUCUCAGCACAGCUGCACCCUGAAAACUCUGCCACACACUUUACAAACAUCACACUCUCGCAGGAGUACCUGCCACAGAUCAUUCCUGCACAGUCCGUACCGCUACACAACACCACAGACUGCAGCCCCCCCACCUCACGGGGAGCCUCCAUCUUGAACUUGUCCAUCAUGCGGGAGGGGGGCUUCCAGGAAGACACCGUGGCUGGCCAGGACCAGUCGAGCCACCUGCAGAGGAUGGGACACGCAGGUGGAGACGUGCACCCACAAGCUGAGGUCAACACCGACAGGCUGCAGGGACAGACAAACAACAACAACUUUGUCGUGAUCACAUCACAAGCAAGGCAAGGGAGCCACACACUUGGAUAACAUGGUUGAGCGAGCGUUACAGUAUUAUCAUUGCCGGGAUGACGUCAAGAUACUGGUCUGCAGCUGGGCCCCCUGGGAUGGAGACGGGGAUGCUGGCGUCUGUCACCAUGGCAACAGGAUGCAGGAGUCUGUCACCAUGGCAACGGGAUGCAGGCAUCUGUCACCAUGGCAACUGGAUGCAGGAGUCUGUCACCAUGGCAACAG
Messenger RNA from Branchiostoma floridae (Florida lancelet), 3180 nucleotides. Its product is annotated as RE1-silencing transcription factor-like. NCBI's taxonomy places the organism in Eukaryota, Metazoa, Chordata, Leptocardii, Amphioxiformes, Branchiostomatidae. Gene Ontology annotation, molecular function: DNA-binding transcription factor activity; RNA polymerase II cis-regulatory region sequence-specific DNA binding. The record is from RefSeq and is a predicted model, not a curated record. The transcript has 7 exons. Bases 235 to 2976 code for a protein of 913 amino acids. Gene Ontology annotation, biological process: regulation of transcription by RNA polymerase II.